GACCUCUUAUAUAAUAACAAAAGAUUUAUCAAUGUAUGAUAGAACUUUGCAAGCUAAAUUAGUUUUUGAACGAAAUAUUGUACGUCAAAAGAAAAGUUUGGUUGACAGCCUUGUUGACAGGCGUCAACACGUCGCUAAAUAUUGUUUUCGUUUUGCUUACAGCGGUUAUAUCUGAAACUUAAUUAUAAGUUCAGAAUUCUUUUUGACUAGAGACUCAAAAUAUUUACUUUGUGAAAGCCGAGUAUUAUUCAAUACUAUGUCCAUUUAAAAUGUCUGACGAAACUAACGAAGAGCGCCAGGAUAACGAAUUGGCUGCGUUACAGGCUAUCUAUGGCGAUGCGGUCAUAGAUAAUAGAGAACCGGUAGCAUGGAACGUAUGGAGACCCCUAGACUUGCUCCUCGUACUGAACCCAUUACACAACUCCGAUAUUAAGGGUAUUCACUGUUCCGUGACCAUACAUUUUACUUGUUCUGCUAAUUAUCCUGAUAAGCCAUUGAAUGUAGCUAUACACAAAAUGCACGGCCUAUCAACUGAUAAUGCUGCAAUAUUGUUAAUGCAAUUAGAGGAAAUGGCUCAGAAGUUAAGCGGAGAAGUCUGUAUAUUUCAACUGGCACAGCAUGUUCAGCAAUUUCUGCAUGACCACAAUAAGCCAGCGCUGUCGUGUUACGAAGAGAUGGUGAAACAGAAAACUGAACAGGAACAAUUAAAGUUACAUGAUCUUAAAGUAAAAGAGAAUGAAGAGCGACAAAAAAUUAAGGAUGAGAUUCAAAAGCGUCAGGAGAUUCUCCGUGGGGCGGGCAGACAGCGUAUACAUAGGUCCAGUGUUAGCCAAGAUAAUGACAGUAUAGAUGGUCAAGGUGACGCUCCAGAACUUGUGUUUUACGCUGACGAUAAAAUGUCUCCAGCUAAAAAGAUAACCCGUACACAAACAGCAGAAGUGGCGUGCACGUGUCAAAGUAAAGGUGUUCAAAUCAUUAGGGUACCGCAGAGGAAUAAUAGAAAAGUUUAUGUAGGAAAUUGUUUAGGUCACUCAUCAAACGGUGCAACAACAUACCUAGCGAUCGACGACGAAGGCGAAUCGUUAAUCGCCAAAAAGUGGACCGUCCCCGCAUCUUCAGACUUCCAAACGCGGACGCGCCAACUCGCAAACAUAACACAAGACUUAAAAAUCAUGUCCAGACUCAACCAUCCCUCCCUUACUCCAUACAUAGCCAUGGAAACCCUAUCAGAAGUGAACAAACGGACGUCAAAACAGUGCAUAUACUUAUUCCGCAACUUUGUUCUAGGAAGUUCAUUAAAAAGUGUUAAAAAUAAACUCUCGGUGUACAGUGAUCGGUUUGAAGGAUUGAAAUUGCUCCGCCAUGUUGCCUUAGGUGUGUUGUCAGCGUUGAAGGAGUUGCAUAGGUUCGCGAUAGUUCAUAGGGAUGUGAGAUCUGAGAAUGUUUAUUUGGACGACUUUGGACGGGUCAAGCUGGUCGGUGUUGGUCUCGAUAUGAGGCUGGCUGAGAUUCUUGACGGGGAUCCGUAUUGUGACAGACAGUCCCCAGCUCAAGACAUAUUCGCUACGGGACAGCUAUUGAUCUCCAUUGUGUCACAAGACCUGACGUAUCUGGACAUACCUGCUGAUUUACCAAGCUCCGCCAAGGAUUUCUUUGCGAGAUGUCUAACAGAGGAUGAGCAAUCACAAUGGUCUGCGGAACAGCUGAUGAACCACGUGUUCCUUGUAGACUCGCCUCCUAAAGUGAUACCCAGUAAUAGGGGCGGCGAGGGCAGUGGCUCUGAGGAUGACGAAGCAGUGAAAAACAUUCAUCAGAAUAGUCCAGUCACGAACGGCCAUUCUCGUUUGAACGCCGAGUUUGAAGUACUGACGUGGCUCGGCAAAGGAGCAUUUGGUGAUGUCUUGAAGGUAAAAAACAAACUCGACGGCGGUUUCUACGCGAUCAAACGCAUCAAACUUAACCCGGAAAGCGUCCAGUUAAACAAGAAGAUAACUAGGGAAGUUAAAUUAUUAUCUAGACUGAAUCACGAGAACGUAGUUAGAUAUUAUAACGCCUGGAUUGAGUCGAGCGCGGAGGCCGAUGAAGACGACAGCAGUGCUGAGAUUAAGAAUCCCAGUGUUAAAAGGCCUGGGGCUAGUUUACAAGGUAUAGUAGCUAAGCUUGGCCAAGAAGUGAAGGUAGAAUGGUCCAUGUCCGAGGGUCCCGUACAGAAGACUAACACUUCUUCGGACUCAGAAGACGAUGAUGACGAUGAACCUGAUCCCUGGUUUACCAUCAUGAGACCGGAAGACGAGUCUAGUAGCGGUAUAGAAUUCGAAGUGGACUCAAACGCGUCCCAGACGAUACCGUCCGAUGACGUCGUGGACGCGCCGGCGACGCCCCUGGUGCGGCUUCAGCAAGUACUGUACAUUCAGAUGGAGUUCUGUGAGAAACAUACUCUGCGGCAGGCCAUCGAUAGUGGACUGUAUCAGGAGCAGUUUAGAGCCUGGAGGCUGUUUAGAGAGAUCGUCGAAGGUCUAGCUCAUGUGCACCAAAGAGGCAUGAUCCAUAGAGACUUGAAGCCGGUCAAUAUUUUCUUGGAUUCCAACGAUCAUGUUAAAAUUGGAGACUUCGGUCUAGCUACUAAAGCGUUCACUGCUUUGCCGAUAGAUGAAAAGAUGAAGCAAGAAGAUGUAGGCGGAUCUUUAACUGGUCAGAUCGGAACAGCCCUAUACGUAGCCCCAGAACUACUGCAAUCCAGUACCAAAAUAAUAUAUAAUCAGAAAGUGGACAUCUACUCCUUAGGAAUUAUUCUAUUUGAGAUGUUCCAUCCGCCAUUAGAUACUGGCAUGGAGCGGAUGUUAGUACUAACUAAUUUAAGGAGUAAGGAGAUAAUCAUGCCUAAAGGAUUCGAAGAGGAAAAUGAGAAGCAGACCCAUGUUAUUAGAUGGCUAUUGUCCCACGAGGCCAGCCUGCGGCCCUCGUGCGCGGAGCUCCUCGCCAGCUCGCAGGUGCCGCGCGCGGUGGCGGAGGGCGCGCUGUGGGCGCUGCUGGCGCACGCGCUGGCCGAGCGCCGCGCGCGCCCCUACCUGCGUCUGGUGGCCGCCUGUCUGCAGCAGCGGCACUCCGCCGCCGAGGACUACACCUACCACAACGACAUGAGGCGAGGGCCCAGCGACCGGCUGGCCGACAUCAAGGAUGCCGUUGUUAAGGUAUUCCGCAGUCACGGCGCAGUAGAAUUCUCCCCUCCGCUGCUGAUCCCUCGCGCCGCAGCCUGGGACCAGUACCCUAACGCUGUGAAGGUCAUGACGGCUUCCGGAUACGUCUGCCAUCUGCCGCACGAUUUGAGGCUGCCGUUUGCAAGACACACAGCAUACUCCGGCACUAAGUACAUGCGUCGCUACAUAGUGGACCGCGUGUUCAGAGAGCGGCACGUGCAGGGGUUCCACCCGAGGGAGAUCACUGAAUGUGCCUACGAUAUCGUUACACCUAAGACUGACUCCCUAUGGCCGGACGCCGAGUUGCUUGUGGUAGCUAGUCGAGCGGCCGCCGAGUGUUCCCUCCGCGUCACGUUACAACUGAACCACACUGAACUGUUACGGACACUGCUACUGUACUGCGGGGUGCCCGCAGACAAGCAUCUGGAUAUAUAUCCUAUACUCGUCGAUGUGUGUUUAGGACGCAUUACCAGCCUACAACUCCAAACGCACUUAACAUCUCUCUGCCUAUCAAACCGCGACGUGUCGAACCUGCUCCGGCUGAUGGAGGCCGACGUCCCGAUCUCUGAGCUAAGGGAGCUGCUGGCGCCCAUGGCGGGCCAUCACAGAGGCAGCAAGGGCCUGGCGCAGGCUGUAAGGGAGCUGGAGGCUGUCUGCAGGAAUGCUGUGGCUCUGGGGUGUGAGUGCCCGAUCACAGUGGCGCCAUUCCUCGCGUACAACGCGACACAGCACAGCGGCAUCUUCUGGCAGCUGUCGGUACUACGGCAUGCUGAACAUAGACUUAACGUCAAAAAUCGGGCGGGCGAUCUUAUAGCCGCUGGAGGGAGGUAUGACGCCCUUGUAUCUCAAUUCUGGAAAGUAGCACAAACGGAGAAGGACGGUUCAGAGUUGAAAUCCAGUUCCGUUGGGUUCUCCAUGUCUCUGGAGAGGAUGGUGGCGCUGCUCAAGAAGAUGGAUGAAGAACCUUCUGAAAUGAGGAAGUUGGAUCCUACCCUCGUGUGCGUGUGCGUGUGGGGCUCUGCGGGGUCGGGGCGCGAGGGCGUGGCGGCGGGGCGGCGCGCGCAGCUGCUGCCGCGGCUGUGGGCGCGCGGCCUGCGCGCCGCCGUCUGCGCGCUGCCCGCGGCUGAUGCACACGACGUGCUGCGGCCCGCGCUGCUGCUGCAGCUGGACGAUGCGGCCUAUGUCAGGGUCGCCUUCUCCGACGGCAUCAGGAUAAGAGAACACAAAGUGCCAUACAUGGAUGUCGUAGACUUCGUCAAGCAGAAACUCAACCCUGACAUCAUAAAAAGCCCUGAAGCAGGUACAAACAGGUCGCUCAGCUGGACCGAGGGUGAGAAGUCGACGAGCAGCUCUCUCAUAUCUGUCACCUUCAUCACCGCCAGCGAGAGGAUCACCAAGAAUAUCAAGAGGCAUUGUGAGAAUCAGAUCAACACGCAAGUAACUUCACUACUAGUACGGCUAGGCCUGAGUGGGGCGAGUGGGCCGGGCCAGUGCCGCGCGCGAGUCGUAGUACUGGCGUUGUCUUGUGAAGCUAUCAUCGUGCGAAUGUUAGCCGCUCAUCUUACUACACCGCUACACCCUGACGACCUGUCACACGCCUUCAGUGAAGUUUGUGAUAUGUACCCAAGACGCCGCAACAUUUUAGACGACGCACUCAGCGAGUUAACCGCAUUAGUAAAACAGUGCAACUUAACCCGAUGUGCCGAUGAAACGCAGUUAUACGCCUUAUUCUCGAUAACGGACUCUUUGUUAAGACUAAUUACUUGACUACAGGUGUUUCAACUCAUGUAUGCGCGAAGUCCUAUGUGUGCGUGAGAGCUACAGUCAUGGGGUAUUUGACUAAAUCUGUUAAAUCCAUCUGACUUUCCAAAAAAAUAUUGAAUAGGUAUUUUUCAUUUUAUCACAUCUUUAAUAAGUGAGGAAGAUUAAAAUCACUUAAGAUAAUAAAAUGUAUGGUAGUAGAGCCUAUUAACAUCACUUGCUAGUAAAAAGUUUACUUGUAAGUGACG
Trichoplusia ni (cabbage looper) is the source of this 5206-nucleotide messenger RNA. RefSeq names its product eIF-2-alpha kinase GCN2 (gene Gcn2). Gene Ontology annotation, cellular component: cytosol. Gene Ontology annotation, molecular function: ATP binding; eukaryotic translation initiation factor 2alpha kinase activity; protein tyrosine kinase activity. Gene Ontology annotation, biological process: DNA damage checkpoint signaling; regulation of translational initiation by eIF2 alpha phosphorylation. NCBI's taxonomy places the organism in Eukaryota, Metazoa, Arthropoda, Insecta, Lepidoptera, Noctuidae. The record is from RefSeq and is a predicted model, not a curated record. Bases 270 to 4964 code for a protein of 1564 amino acids. The transcript has 28 exons.